AUGCCGCCCUGCCCAGCCCUGCUCCUGCUGCUCCUGGCCACCAGCACCCUGCCUGCCCGCAGCUCCCCCGCCCAGCCCAGCUGCCUCCACUUCUCCGAGCUCCUGCCUGCAAAGCUCAGAGAGCUGAGGAUCAAGUUUGAGGAAAUUAAGGAUUAUUUUCAAUCAAAAGACGAUGAACUUAGCAUCCAGUUGCUCAGCUCUGAACUGCUGGAUGAAUUUAAGGGAAGCUUCGGGUGCCAGUCGGUGUCGGAGAUGAUGCAGUUCUACAUGGAGGAGGUCCUGCCCAGCGCCAUGAGGACCAGCACCCACCACCAGCAGAGCAUGGGCGACCUGGGCAACAUGCUGCUGAGCCUGAAGAAAAUGAUGAGGCACUGUCACAGGUUCUUCACGUGCGAGAAGAGGAGCAAAACCAUAAAGCACAUUAAGGAGACGUUCGAUAAGAUGAAUGAGAACGGAAUCUACAAGGCCAUGGGAGAGUUUGACAUUUUCAUCAACUACAUCGAAGAGUACUUGCUGAUGAAGAAGAAUUGAAAGCACCCCCCCUGGUUUGCAUCUUUCGCACAAAAUCCUGCUAUUUUUUCAGAAAUCACUUUAGGCUGCAAAAACACAUGACAGAUUAAGUUAUCCUAGGGUUCAAGUCAAGAAUUACAGGUCAAUAACUUCUAGUUUAGUAUUAUAUUUAAAAGUUAUUUUUUUAAGCAACUGAAUUUAAUAUUUAUUACUUCUGUUACCUCAGUGUCUAUGUUUACAAUAUGUUUUGAAGAAAAGUGUGAUGAGCUUGUAAAAUACUAUUUAUUGUUCAAUAUUUUAAUACUGUUUAUGAUAAUGCUAUUUUAUUCAUAGCUUCAAAACACCCAAAGCAGCAUUCUUCUGGGGAGCAGCUACUGAGCAGAGUUUAUUCUGAGUGCAGUUUCACUGAGCACAGUCACCUGAGCGGGAGCAAUCUUAGCUCUGUGUCCAGCAAAGUUUAAUUUUAAGCGAGCGGUCUCCUCAUGCUCUAUUCCUCUAUUUAUUUAUGCCAUCAAAUGUUUUUGUGUCACUGUCUCUAGUUCUGUGAUUGGAAUUAGACACUGAAAUAUUCAAAAUUAUUCCAUGGCCUUGCACUGAGCAAAAUAACCAUCAAUGUAACCAAAGGCUUUUUUUUUACCUGUGCAUGGAAAACAACGUGGAGGAGGACCUGCACUCCCAUGAACUACCUGCAAUCAUGCCACAGCAACAGAUCAGUUAAUCCCACCUCUAGACUUCAGUCUAUAUAUUAGUCCAGAUUAAAGGAAAAAAUAGUAGUAGAAAGGAAAUGUUUGGUUCUAAUAGAACCUGAUUUAAAUGUUACUAAUGAUGGACUUCCAGAGCUGCUGGGUCAGCCACUCUGCACUUUCAAAAGUUAAUCUUACUAUUUUCCAGUCUUUGAUUGGGUUUGACUUGCUGUUUUGUUGGGGUGUUUUUCCUUUUAGAAGUUAGAAGAUAUUUAAUUAACCACCAUUUUAAGGUGGCUUGGGUAAUUUGCAUUCAAAUUCAUAAAGCUGCAUGCA
Messenger RNA from Tyto alba (common barn owl), 1529 nucleotides. RefSeq names its product interleukin 10 (gene IL10). The coding region runs from base 1 to 531 and encodes 176 amino acids. Gene Ontology annotation, cellular component: extracellular region. The record is from RefSeq and is a predicted model, not a curated record. NCBI's taxonomy places the organism in Eukaryota, Metazoa, Chordata, Aves, Strigiformes, Tytonidae. Gene Ontology annotation, molecular function: cytokine activity. Gene Ontology annotation, biological process: immune response. The transcript has 5 exons.